AUGAAGAAGACUCUACGAUAUGAUCGGCGGCCUUCUGUAACGGCCGAGGCCUGGAUUCUCGGAAGCGGAACCGCGUCCUUGGCAGCGGCAGUGUAUUUGAUCAAGGAUGCCAUGUUACGCCCGUCGAAUGUGCACGUUCUUGAUGAGCACAUAUCCUUGGAUGAUCUUUUGCAUCGCGAAGGAAGCUUCUCGACUGGAUACGAUCAAUUCGCGGGGUGUCUACCCGUUCCUGUCGGUCUUGGCUUGGAGGAGCUUCUUGAUGUGAUCCCAUCAGCAAGGUCAGAAGGGCGAUCUUUCCUGGAUGAUAUCCACGAACAGGCUGGGAAACGACUCUCUCUGAGCAGCCAUUAUGGCACCUGCUUCGUCAGUCGCCAAGAUGGGUCUUUCAAGCAUUUGCCCACCAAACGGCUUAGUCUAGGUUUAAAGGACCGAUUUAGCUUGAUACGGCUUCUGCUCAAGCAUGAAAGUCAUCUACAAAAGAAACAAAUUCGGGAAUUCUUCAGAGAAAAAUUCUUCGAGAGUACCUUCUGGGAGACUUGGUCCAUACAGUUCGGCUUUCAGCCCUGGCAUAGUGCUACUGAGUUCAGACGUGCUGUCAGGCAAUAUCUAUCCGACUUUAGCAGCUUGAGUAUCCUGACCUGCCUGGACAUCACCGGCUACUAUCAAUGGGACUCUAUUUACCUUCCAAUCUACUUUUAUCUCCAAGGUCAGGGCGUCGAUUUCCAAUUUAACACCAAAGUGACAAAUGUGGAAACAGGCGCGAGGAAAGAUCGUGUCCGAACCAUCAUUGGCAUGUCCAUUUCGCAGGACGGGCUGGAUUUGAAGAUCAACUUAGGUCCUGAUGACAUUCUUAUUGCAAGUCUAGGAUCGACCGUGUCGGGAUCAGCAGUCGGAACCAAUUACCUACCGCCAGCUUGGCGCUCAGUACAACCAAGCGAUCAUCUCGACGAGAAUUGGUCACUAUGGCUAGAGGCAGGAAACAAGUAUCCAGACAUGGGUAAUCCGUACGCAUUCUGCACACGGAAGUCCGAGUCCAUGAUUGAGUCAUUCACCAUCACAACAGAGAAUCUUGAAUUCUUCGAGUACCUCAACUCGCUUUCGAAAUGCAAGUCAGAAGCGGGCGCCAUCUUUUUAAUGAAGGACAGUAGCUGGGGACUAUGCCUUUGCACCCCUGCCCAGCCGGUAUUCACCCAACAGCCGCCCCAUGUACGCGUUCUUUGGGGCUUUGGGCGAUUUCCUGAUCGAAAAGGAGAUUGCGUCAACCACUCAAUGCUGUAUUGUUGUGGAGCACAAAUCUUGGCUGAGGUUGUUUAUCAUUUGGAGCUUCCUGGCGAGAUGGCCACAGAAGUUCAACAGCAGUCCAUUACCAUUCCACGAGCAAUGCCGCGAAUGAGCUCAACCUUACUCACUCGAUCCACUACUGACCGCCCACGUAUUAUUCCGAGGUCUAUCUCUAAUCUUGGUCUUGUUGGAUCCUUUGUGGAAAUCCCGGGGCGUACUUGUGUCGACACGGGUUACGGCGUGGAUACUGCGCGCAUAGCUGUGUCGCAUCUUAUGGGUCUUGAACCGUGGACUGGUGAAUAUCCUAGCCCGUCCUUCCUUAGGCUUUUGGGCACAUUGACUUUGAGAUGA
Molecule: messenger RNA, 1632 nt
Organism: Penicillium maclennaniae
Lineage: Eukaryota; Fungi; Ascomycota; Eurotiomycetes; Eurotiales; Aspergillaceae
Product: oleate hydratase
Exons: 2
Coding region: 1-1632 (543 amino acids)
Biological process (GO): fatty acid metabolic process
Molecular function (GO): FAD binding; oleate hydratase activity
Source: RefSeq, a predicted model, not a curated record